This is a messenger RNA of Hemiscyllium ocellatum (epaulette shark), 691 nucleotides long. Its product is annotated as ras-like protein family member 10B. Gene Ontology annotation, molecular function: GTP binding; GTPase activity. The transcript has 3 exons. The coding region runs from base 68 to 691 and encodes 207 amino acids. Lineage: Eukaryota; Metazoa; Chordata; Chondrichthyes; Orectolobiformes; Hemiscylliidae. The record is from RefSeq and is a predicted model, not a curated record.
CGGACUGCACCCCCACCCAACUGUGAGCUACUGCUGUCUGCCAAGGCAGCACUCCCCCUCCCUUCCAAUGGCUGACUUCCUGAAGAUUGCCAUCCUGGGCGCUCCUGGGGUGGGCAAGACGGCCAUCAUCCAGCGGUUUGUGUGGAACCAGUUUGCGGAGGGCGCCCGGGCCCCGCACAGCGGGGUGUACCACCCCUCUGUCGUCCUGAACGACCGCAUCUACCACUUGGUCAUCUUGGACAUCCCAGCGCUGACGUGUUUUCUCCCUCCCCCCCGACCCCAGGAGUGGAUCGAGAGGUGGACGGAGACGGGUGAUGAAGAUAUCCAACCUGCCCAUGCCUACAUCCUGGUGUAUGACAUCUGCUGCUUUGCCAGCUUCGAGUAUAUCAAGGCGGUACACCAGCUCAUCGUGGCGAAAAGGCCCCCCGGCUCGGGCAAGGUGCCCAUCCUGAUUGUGGGUAACAAGCGGGACCUGCAGCGGUGCAGGGUGGCGCCCCGGCACAACGUCGCCGCCCUGGUGAAGCGCUCCUGGAAGUGCGGCUACAUCGAGUGCUCGGCCAAGUACAACUGGCACAUCCUGCUGCUGUUCAAGGAGCUGCUGAAGACCACUGGCUGCCUGGCCUCCAGGGGCGCCCACGCCUCAGCCUGCCUGCAGGGGGGGCUACCAACCAACCGCUGCAUCAUCCUGUAA